This is a messenger RNA of Dufourea novaeangliae, 1619 nucleotides long. Its product is annotated as RCC1 and BTB domain-containing protein 1-like. Gene Ontology annotation, molecular function: protein binding. The transcript has 11 exons. The record is from RefSeq and is a predicted model, not a curated record. Lineage: Eukaryota; Metazoa; Arthropoda; Insecta; Hymenoptera; Halictidae. Bases 1 to 1470 code for a protein of 489 amino acids.
AUGAAGAUGAUUCCGCAAGACUUGAAGAACUGGCCAAUUUUUAGUUUUCUAGAACAAACAUUUCUAUCAAAAAUUCAUAUGGUUCUGGUAUAUGGUAGUUCAGGUAAUGAAGCUUUAAUUGUAACACAAGAUGGAACAGUAUAUGGUAUUGGAAGAAAUAGAUAUGGGUGUCUUGGGAUCGGUGAUACACACAGUACCUAUUAUCCAAAAAAAGUUGAAGCUUUAUGUGGAAAGGGUGUCAAAACUUUUGCAUAUGGCAAAGGUGCUUAUGUUUUAGCCCUCACAGAUAAAGGAACGGUGUAUUCGUGGGGUGAUGAUGGUUGUGAUCGCAGAACUUUGUCCCAUAAACUUAUCAUAGCACCAACUAUUAUGUGUAUAAAUCUUAGUAAAAAAUUUAUUGUGAAGAUAGCCUGUGGAAGUCAGCACUCUUUGGCCUUAACGGAUGAUGGAGAGUUAUAUGCAUGGGGCCGAAACAAUUAUGGACAACUAGGUGAAGGUGAAGACACCAAUCACAAUGCACCAAGAAAAGUAUACUUCAACUUAAAAAAUGAAAAACUCAUUCGUAUUAGUUGUGGAGAUUCAUUUAGCAUAGCAGUAACAGACAAUGGAAAGGUUUAUAGUUGGGGUUACAAUCGUGUUGGUCAAUUAGGAAUUGGAAAUUAUUUGCUUCAAGUAAAGCCAUGUGAAGUCCAAGCACUUGCUGGAGUUCUAAUAAAAAAAGUAGUUUGUGGUUAUGGGCACUGUUUAGCAUUGAGCAACGAAGGUAACAUUUAUGUCUGGGGUGCAAACUGUUAUGGAGAACUGGGUCUUGGCACAAACUCAAAUGUCCACAGUCCAAUAAAGUUGGAAGUGCCAGAAAUGGGAAGAGUGUUGGAUAUAGCAGCUCAUCAUUACAAUCAUAUAAGUAUAGGUAUAGGAGAAGUCUUACACGAGAAUUAUCUAAUUGACUCUCUAAAAAAAGCAUUCGACGAUCCAUCCAUUAGUGACCUCACUAUUCAAGUGCAGGGUAUCCCGAUUCAUGUACACAAAUCCAUUUUGAAGAUUCGUUGCGAAUACUUUAGAACGAUGUUCCAGGGGGACUGGAUGGAAAGUAAUCAGUGUGUUAUAGAACAUGACCUGUUUUCAUACGAUACAUAUAAAGCUUUUUUGAAGUACUUGUACACCGACGAAGUUGACCUGCCUCCAGAAAACGCUUUAGAACUCUUAGAUUUAGCAAACGCUUACUUCCACGAUCAGUUAAAGAGACGUUGUACACAGAUCAUAAAAAGAGGUAUUACCGUGAAAAAUGUGCUCCUUCUGUACAGCAAAGCUAUCAAGUACAAAAUUACGAACUUAGAGGAGUAUUGCUUUAAUUUUGCUGUGAAAUACAUGACUGCAGUGAUACAAUCUUCGAAUUUUUUUGAAAUAGAUGAAUUCACAACGAAAACUUUUAUACUUAAAGCUUCACAAGCGGGUGCAUUUAAGACAUAACUCGCAAUGCUUGUUGUCGGAACAUAUUGUGUGUGUAUUUUCUCGACCGAUCAUCUUUGUACAUAUUUGUUUGAAACUAGUCGUCAAUGGUACGAUUUGCUUACUUGUAAGUCGCUAAAAUAUGUAAGAAAUUAUAAACUUGAACUUCA